UUUUUCUAUGAAAUGUUUAAUUUUUUUUAUUUAGGAAACAAACAGUCUCUCUCAUUCCCAUACCAUUUUUACUCUUACUAUAUUUUGAUCAAACUGUAACUAAUUACUGCCUAAAUACUGGUUACUUUUUUUCGUUAAACUAAUUUCAAAACAGUCACAAUAUUGAAGUGACAAAAUACGUCACUUUGAUAUUUAUAUCACCUAAUUUCUUAAAUAUUAGAAAACAAUAACAAAUAAUUAAAAUGUAUAGCAAACGCAAAAAAAUUCAACAACAUGAUCUGAUAUUUGACAAUACUACCAGAGAUGAAAUUCCAAAGCGAGGAUAUUACUCGGAAUUAGUUUCAGAAUUGUCAAAAGAUGAUCCCUCUAGAGAUAUUUGUACCAAGAAACGAAUGAAAUUAAUAUUACAGGCAAAAACGGAUAAAUUGGCGCCUAUGCUUGUCUCGUUACCAAAACCGCAGAGACCUAAACUAUUGUUACCCCCUGGCCGAUGGACGACUUACAGAGAAGACGAAAGCAUUCAAUUUCCGUUUGAAACAUUUGUCCCGAAACUACAGUUUUUGAGCAUUGUUUUGCCUAAAGAACUGCCUAGGUUAGUGAAGAUUGAGCGGUUGAGAAGAAAAUUUCUUGCUGCAAACAUAAAGAAAAUGCUUCGCGAGCUCGGUAUACAGCCGUACUGGUUGCUACCUAUUGAAGAGUUCAAGGUCACAGAACAGGAACACUAUGGCCUCUAUAGUCCCUUCCCGAAACUCGACUUGGAAGUUUUUGAUAAUACUGAUUUUGAUUGCCGUGUCCCGGAGGAGUGGAUGUCUUUGGGCUUGAUCGAGGGCGAGCAGUACCCUUGCCCCGGCCUCGCCUUCAUACCCAAGGACGACUCCAAGCCCGGCAAGCCCGACGGUGACGUCAUACAGAUCCUGAACAACCUUUACGAGUGGACCAAUGUGGCGGCCAUGAAUUAUGAUAAGGUGACAGAUACGUGGGAUGUGAUGGCGUUAGACGGGAGCAAGAGGAGAUACACGAUCCCUCGCAUCCGCCUGAUGUUUAAAGCCGAUGAUCCCGAGACCUUUGCGCAGCGCAUCAAGUUCGCCGUCGAGUUUCGAAAGGAGGUCGAGAACAAUCUAAGGUUCUACCUGUAUUUGGAUUGCCUGCUGCUGGAAGGCUUGCCCAUGAUGCCACUACAUAACAUGCCUAAAAUAAUCAAGAUGGUUCGCAUUCAUCGCCAGGCGAAGGAAGUCGACGAGGACCACAUGAACGCGCUCAGAAAUGAAGCAGAAUUGCUGUACAGGAAGAUGGAAGGGAAAAUGAAAAUAAUAUACACGAUACAGAAAUACAGUGACUUGUACAACUUCAUCGAUGUGCCGACGAAGGACUACGUGGCCCCAGUGCCUGAUUAUGGGCGCUACCCGUGCGUGAUGGAGGACUUCCCGGGCCGCAUGAAGUACAACCAGUGGCACUCGCUGUACGUGCUCACCGAGUCCGUGGCCUGCAUACACCUGGUCGUUGACGAGUGUCUCAAGGUGGAGUCGAUGUUGUUCUUCACGGCUAACUACGGCCGGAACGCCAGCCUGGCCGAGUUCGACGCCGCGCAGCAACACUGCACGUCCAUGAUGUUAAAAUAUCUGAAUAUAAGUUGGCUGAACCAAACGGCGCACGCCAUUAGGAUGUCCUUUCGAGAUGUCGGAAAAGGAUGGUUCAACAUAUAUGAAAAGAAAUGGGAGUUCUACGGCGUCAGCAAACUGGCCAGGUUCAUGCAGCUCGUACGAUUUAGGAUGCAGUACGCGCUGCGCUACUGCAUCGAGCAGUCCAUGCUGAUGCUGGUGUCGCUGCUGGAGACCCCGUGCCUGUGCACGUACUGGUGCCCGGACGACUACGAGUGGGACUCCAGCGACCUCAUCAACUCGCCCUUCCGCUCGCCCACCGUCACGCUCUUCUACUUCCACCUCAUGAUGGCCGACACCGGGCCCUACUAUACCACCGACCCCACGCAGUUUGAGGUGGUGAUCCAGAGGCUGUUCCGGGAGAUGCUGUACCGCUGCCACUUCAUCCCGCAGGUGCACCCCAUGAUCAUGACCGGCCUGGUCUUCGACAAGGAGUUGUUUCUCACAUCUAUAGGUCUGAUGGAGCCCAACGUGGUGGACUACCGCGAGCGGCUGCUGAAGGCGUACCGCCGCGCCAUCAUCCCGCUGUACGCCUACAUGCGCCAGUACCAGUGCUACCGGGACAUCUACGUGCUGGACAUCGACAGCUACGUCGAGAACUUCCGUUCCGAGAAGCACUCGGCGUCAGAGACCCGCGAGGAGGUCCAGAUCCACUACGACGCGAAGCAGGACCUCAUCUGGCGCCUGCCGCAACUCAUCAAUAUCGGACCCUUCUCCAUUAACGUGGACACCUUGAAGCAAGUGUUGGUGAACAAACGGUCGGACAUAAUAAAGGCGCUGCUGAUAAUGUGGUCGGAGGAGGUCCGGCUGGUGGUGGAUGACGUCAUCACGGCCUACAAGAACAUCAUGCGCAAGCUCGGCGAGAAGCCCAACACCAUCGAGCACGUGUUCGAGAUCCGCGAGUGGAUGGAGUCCAUACCCUUCGCGCUCAAGACGCAGGACGACAUCAUGAGGAAGGUUCACGCGGACUACGAAGUUCUAGACGUGUUCUUCAUGCCUCUAGAAAAUGAUGAUUUUAAAGCUCUAUGGGAAGCCAUCGGUUGGCCGCUUCAAAUAACUAAACAAGUGGACGCCACCAUCGAGUUCCUGGAGGAGGAGCAGGAGAAGUUCUGGAAGCUGCACAUGCAGGACGAGCAGACGCUGUACGACAAGAUAGACAUGUUCACCGCGCAGUGCAUGACGCUCACGCUGCAGAACGACUUCUCUAAGGUGCACGAGAUAGCCAACGACAUCAAGAAGGCGUGGAAGGCGAUGAAGGACGCUCAGGACUGGGGCCGCAUCCUCAACCAGCGCCAGAAGCUGUUCGGACAGCCCGUCGUGCCCUUCGCCGACCUCAACAAGCUCGUCAAGGAGUUCGAGCCCUACAGGAACCUUUGGGUCACCGCUUCAGACUUCCUGAAGGCCCGCGAGGUGUGGCUGGACAACCCGCUGAUGUACGUGGACGCGGACACCAUCGAGCCGCUCGUCAACGAGUACUACAAGACCAUCAUCAAGUGCGUGCGGACCUUCGCCGAGCUGCCCAAAGUGCAGCAAGUCGCGCUCACUAUUAGGGAUGACAUCGACAACUUCAGGCCGUUGAUCCCGAUCAUACAGGCGGUGCGCAACCCGGGCAUGAAGGAGCGCCACUGGAACGAGUUCAUGGAGAAAGCCGGCAUAACGGUGACGAUGAACGAGAAGCAGACGUUCCAGAUGUGCAUGAAGCAGGGCGUGGCGGCGCACGGCCAGCUGAUCGCGGACAUCGGCGAGCUGGCCAGCAAGGAGUACGUCAUCGAGCAGUCGCUGGACAAGAUGCAGGCCGAGUGGGCCAACAAGGUGCUCGAGAUGUCGCCCUACAAGACCACCGGGACCUUCAUAAUGAAGAUCGCAGACGAGACCCUGCAGCUGCUGGACGAGCACCUGCUGGCCACGCAGCAGCUGGGCUUCAGUCCCUUCAAGGCGGCCUUCGAGCUGCGCAUCCAGGAGUGGGACGACAAGCUGCGCCUCACGCAGAAGGUGGUCGACGAGUGGAUCGAGUGCCAGAAGGAGUGGAUGUAUUUGGAGCCGAUCUUCACAUCGGAGGACAUCUCCCGCCAGCUGCCGCUUGAGGCCAAGAAGUACGGCACCAUGGAGAGGAUCUGGCGACGGAUCAUGUCGUCAGCCGCCGCCUGUCCCAAGAUAAUGAUAAUCUGUCCGGACAGCCGGCUGCUGGACAGCCUGCUGGAGGCCAUCCACCUGCUGUCGGUGGUGUCGCGCGGCCUCAACGAGUACAUGGAGCUGAAGCGGCUCCGCUUCCCGCGCUUCUUCUUCCUCAGCGACGACGAGCUGCUGGAGAUCCUGUCGCAGUCCAGGAACCCCAGGGCAGUACAGCCCCAUCUCAGGAAGUGCUUCGAGAACAUCGCCAAGGUGACGUUCCAACCAGACCUGAAGAUCACGCACAUGCACUCGAGCGAGGGCGAGGUGGUGGAGCUCAAGUACCAGUUCUACCCCACCUCCAACGUGGAGCAGUGGCUGCUGCUGCUCGAGGACACCAUGAGGCACUCCAUCCGGCUGACGCUGAUCGCGGGGCUGGAGGAGCUGUGGGCGCUGCCGCGCGCGCAGUGGGUGCUGCGCUGGCCGGGGCAGGUGGUCAUCGCGGGCUCGCAGACGGCCUGGACCGCCGGCGUCGAGGCCGCCAUCGACGACUACCGCAUGGACGUCUACUUCGAGGAGAUGCUGCGCACGCUGGACACGCUGCGCGCGCUGGUGAAGGGCGAGCUGACGUUCUUCCAGCGCGAGGUGCUGUGCGCGCUCAUCGUGGUGGAGGUGCACGCGCGUGACGUCACGCACACGCUCGUCGACGAGAACGUGCGCAACGUCGCCGACUUCCAGUGGAUCUGCCAGCUCAGGUACUACCAGAUCGUGAAGCCGAUGUACCCGCUGGAGCCGGGCGAGCUGCCCGAGAUCCGCCAGGACGAGUACCACCUGGACACCAGCGCCUUCUACCGCCAGUUCAGCCAGAACCGCUGCGACGUCAAGGCGCUCAACGCAGUCUUCACGUACCAGGACGAGUACUUGGGGAACAGCGGUCGGCUAGUGAUCACCCCUCUGACGGACCGCUGCUACCUGACGCUCAUGUGCGCCAUGCACCUGAAGUUCGGGGGCGCGCCCGCCGGGCCCGCCGGCACCGGCAAGACCGAGACCACCAAGGAUCUCGCAAAGGCUCUAGCUGUGCAGUGCGUAGUGUUCAACUGCUCGGAUCAGCUGGACUUCAUGGCGAUGGGCAAGUUCUUCAAAGGUCUCGCCGCUUCCGGCGCGUGGGCCUGCUUCGACGAGUUCAACCGGAUUGAUAUUGAAGUGCUGUCCGUGGUUGCACAACAGGUGGCGACGAUCCAGAAGGCCCAGCUGGCUCGUCAGGACAGGUUCAUGUUCGAGGGUGUGGACUUGCCCCUCAAGGCCUCCUGCUCCGUCUUCAUCACCAUGAACCCUGGAUACGCAGGCCGUACGGAGUUACCGGACAACUUGAAGGCCCUGUUCCGUCCGAUCGCGAUGAUGGUGCCGGACUACGCGCUCAUCGCCGAGAUCUCGCUGUUCUCCUUCGGCUUCGGCGAGGCCAAGAUCCUGGCCGGCAAGAUCACCACCACCUUCAGGCUCAGCUCUGAACAGCUGUCCGCUCAGGACCACUACGACUUCGGCAUGCGCGCGGUGAAGACGGUGAUAACGGUAGCCGGCAACCUCAUCCGCCAGAUGCCGGACGGCGACGAGCGGCAGAUAGUGCUGCGCGCGCUCAGGGAUGUCAACGUGCCCAAGUUCCUGGCGGACGACCUGGUGCUAUUCAAUGGUAUUAUAUCGGAUCUGUUCCCACGCGUGGAGAUACCGGUCGUGGACUACGGCAUCAUGGAGCAGUCCAUCAGGCUGAUGCUCGCUAAGAAGGGAUACGACGACUUAUAUUCGUUCAUAUUCAAAGUGAUUCAGUUGUACGAGACGACGGUGGUGCGACACGGCCUCAUGGUGGUGGGGCCGGCCGGCGCGGGCAAGACCAAGUGUUACGAGACCCUUCGCGACGCCCUGACCGCCAUCAAGGGCAAGCUGGCCCCGGACGGGUUCCCCUUCACGCCGGUGCACACGUUCGUCGUCAACCCCAAGUCCAUCACCAUGGGGCAGCUCUACGGGGAGUUUGACAUGCAGACACAUGAAUGGACUGACGGCAUCCUGUCGAGCCUGGUCCGCGCGGGCAUCGCCGUCGAGGACAUGGACAAGCGCUGGUACGUGUUCGACGGACCCGUCGACGCAGUGUGGAUCGAGAACAUGAACACUGUGCUAGACGACAACAAGAAGCUGUGCCUGUCCAGCGGUGAGAUCAUGAAGCUCACAGACCGGCAGCGCAUGAUCUUCGAGGUGGCGGACCUGGCGGUGGCCAGCCCCGCCACCGUGUCCCGCUGCGGGAUGGUGUACCUGGACGCCAAGGUCGUGGGCCUGCCGCCGCUGGUCAACGCCUGGAUCAAGAGCAACCUGCCGCCUAUCGCGGACCCCAUCCGCAAGCAGCUGCUGCCGCUGAUCGCCACGUACCUGUACCCCGCGCUGGAGCUGCUGCGCGCGCGCCUGCUGGAGAUCGUGCACUCGCUGGACUGCGCGCUGGUCCUCAAGUUCCUGGAGCUGCUGGACUACCGCCUGCGCCCGCUCACCGGCAAGGACGACCGCCCGCCGCCGCCCGCCAACUUCCUCGCGCUCAUGCCCCGCCUGGCCCCGCUGUGGGUGGUGUGGGCGGUGAUCUGGUCGGUGGGCGCGACCUGCGACCACAACAGCCGCGUCGUGUUCUCCGACUUCAUCCGCGAGACCACGCGCGACGCCGGCCUCAAGCCGCUGUUCCCCGACGAGGGACGCGUCUACGACUACACUCUCCAUGACGGCGGGUUCACGGACCCGACAGAGGACGGCGAGCCGGCCAACCCCUACUGGUACAGCUGGAUGGCCAAGGUGGGCACCUACGUCGUCGACCCCGAGUGGCAGUACGCCGACAUCGAGGUCCCGACGAUGGACAACGUGCGCAGCGCGGCCAUCCUGGGCUACAAGAUCGUGAACUACAACCACGUGAUCUGCGUCGGCCCCACCGGCACCGGCAAGACCGUCACCAUCCACGCCAAGCUGUCGCGCGGCCUGCACAGGAAGUUCAUCUGCGAGUUCCUCGUCUUCUCCGCCAGGACCUCCGCCAACCAGACGCAGGACGUGAUAGACGGCAAGCUAGAGCGUCGCCGCCGCGGCGUGUUCGGUCCGCCGCCCACCAAGCGGCAGGUGUUCUUCAUCGACGACCUCAACAUGCCCGCCCUAGAGGUGUUCGGGGCGCAGCCACCCAUCGAGCUGCUCAGGCAGUUCAUGGACUUCGGAGGGUGGUACGACCGGCACAACAUCGGCGAGUUCAAGACGCUGGUGGACGUGGGCAUCGUGGCGGCGAUGGGUCCGCCCGGCGGCGGCCGCAACCCCGUCACCAUGCGACUCAUGAGGCACUUUCACUAUAUCUCCUUCACUGAGAUGGAGUACUCCAGCAAGUAUGGGAUAUUCGAGGUGAUCCUCAAAUCUUGGACGAAGAACAUGGACCCUAAAGUAACCAUCCGGGAGCCGCCCUUCCUCAAGAGCUCCAUCGAUAUCUUCACCUCUUUAGUGGACGAGCUGCUUCCCACGCCCACCAAGUCGCACUACACCUUCAACCUGCGGGACCUCAGCAAGGUGUUCCAAGGGGUCCUCAUGAUGGACCCUAAGAUUGUGAAGCAUGAGGACGACGUGAUCCGGCUGUGGUACCACGAGCACCUGCGCGUGUACCAGGACAGGCUGGUCAACGACGAGGAUCGCCAGUGGUUCGUCAAACUCAUAAACAGUAAGAUUCGCUCGGAGUUUGGUAAAAACCCUAAAGAUAUCCUCGCGAACCGGCUGAUGCUGUUCGGGGACUUCAUGGACCUCGGGACGGAUGAUAAGAAGUACGUCGAGAUUGUCGACCAGGAAGAGCUGGACGAGGUCCUGUCGCACUACCUGGAGGAGUACAACAUGGCGACGACGGCGCCGCUGGACCUGGUGCUGUUCGAGGACGCGGUGGCGCACCUGUGUCGCGUGGCGCGCAUCAUGCGCCAGCCCAUGGCCAACGCGCUGCUGCUGGGCAUGGGCGGAUCUGGUCGCCAGUCCCUGUCCCGGCUGGCCGCCAACAUGGCCGAGCUGGCCUGCUUCCAGAUCGAGAUCACGAAGGCGUACGGCGUGUCGGAGUGGCGCGAGGACCUGCGCCAGACCAUGAUGAAGGCGGGCGUGGAGAACCGCGGCAUCGUGUUCCUGUUCUCUGAUGCACAGAUAAAAAUGGAAUCAUUCCUCGAAGACCUGAACAACAUCUUAAGUUCUGGCGACGUACCCAACAUAUAUGAAGUGGAGGACUUGGACAAGAUCUACCAGGCGGUGCGUCACGCCGUCAUGGAGAUGAACCUGACUGCCACCAAGGCGAACCUGUUCGCCUGCUUCCAGAGGAGGGUGCGCAGCAACCUUCACAUCGUCAUCGUCAUGAGCCCUAUUGGAGAGGUGUUCCGCGCCCGGCUGCGGCAGUUCCCGUCGCUGGUGAACUGCUGCACCAUCGACUGGUUCAGCGAGUGGCCCAAGACCGCGCUGGAGUCCGUCGCCUACCACUUCUUCGAGAGCAUGGGCGAGCUCACCUCCGCCUCCGAGGACGUCUUGCAUGCUAUGGUGUCGAUGACUUGCUUCGCGCACCAGACGGUGGUGGACGCGAGCGCGCACUUCAAGGAGCAGCUGAACCGCAUCAACUACGUGACGCCCAUGUCCUACAUGGAGAUGCUGGGCGCUUACGCCGAGAUGUUCAAGAAGAAGCAGAAGGCCAUCCUCACUGAGUCCAACGCGUUGAAGACUGGUCUGGACAAGCUGAACCAGACGGAGGUGGAGGUGAAGCAGCUGCAGAUCGAGCUGGCCGAGCUCAAGCCGCUCAUGGAGCAGGCGGCCGAGGAGACCCGCCAGGUCAUCCAGCAGAUAGCCACCGACACCGCUAUAGCUGAGGAGGCUCGUGAGAAGGUGGAGAAGGAGACGGUGAUGGCGGAGAAGAUGGCCGCCAUCAACGCAGCCAUGACGGAAGACGCGCAGCGGGACUUAGAGGAGGCCAUGCCAGCCCUCCGCGCGGCCGAGAAGGCGCUGCAGGAGCUGAACCGCAACGACAUCGUGGAGGUGAAGGCCAUGAAGAAACCGCCGCAGGGGGUCGUGCUCGUCAUCGAGUCGCUCUGCGUCGUCUUCGAUAUCAAACCCAUCAAGGAGCCAGGCGCGGCAUACGGCGAGAAGGUCCUGAACUACUGGAAGCCGGGCUCACAGAUGCUGGCCGACCCCGCCUUCCUCGACUCCCUCAUGAAGUUCGACAAGGAGUCCAUCACCGAGGACAUGAUCAAGAAGCUCAAGCGCUUCGUCGUCAACCCUGACUAUGACCCGUCAAUUAUUAAGUACCACUAUGCUAAUAUGGUUAUCUUUAAGGUGUCGAAGGCGUAGUCUCUAUGCAUGUGGGUGCACGCCAUGUACAAGUUCUACCACGUCAACAAGGCCGUCGCGCCCAAGAAGGAGGCGCUGGAGAGGGCCACCAGGGACCUCGCCAUCGUCGAGGCGAUGUUGGCGAACGCGAAGGCUAAGAUGAUAGCGCUGCUGGAGGGCAUCGCGAAGCUGAACGCGUACCUCGUGGAGAAGGAGGAGGAGCGGAAACGGAUGGAGGAGGACAUCAACCUUUGUCUCGCCAGGAUGGACCGCGCCAACAGAUUGUUGAACGGGCUGUCGAGCGAACGCGUCAGAUGGAUCAAAACUAUCAAAGACUUGAGCGUCGCGAUCGUCAACUUGAUUGGAGAUAUAUUGCUCAGCGCUUGUGCUGUGGGCUACAUCACACCGUUUACUGACGUUAGAAGAGACCUCCUGACACACUGGAUUGAUCACUUAGUGAAAGUGAAGCUACCGCACUCGCCCGGCGCCACGCCGCUCUCCGUGUUGGGCGAUGCUGUGCAGAUCAGGACAUGGCAGAUGUACGGUCUCCCGCGCGACCCCAUGUCUGUGGAGUCCGCAGUACUGAUGUCCAACUCGCGACGCUGGCCGCUCAUCAUCGACCCGCAGACGCAGGCCAAGUGGAUACGGGCUAUGGGCAAAUUGGAAGGCCUAGUGGUAUGCAAGCCCAACGACCGCGACCUGCUGCGGAACUUCGAGUCUGCGCUCAGGUUCGGGAAGCCGAUACUACUGGAGAACGUCGGCCAAGAGUUGGACCCCGCCUUGGACCCAGUACUGAAGCGUCAAUACUUCCGUCAAGCGGGCCAGCUGGUGCUGAAGCUGGGCGACUCCCUGAUCCCCUUCAUGGCGGGCUUCCGACUCUACAUCACCACCAAGCUGCCCAACCCCAAGUACACGCCAGAGACCUCCGUCAAGGUCAUGGUCGUCAACUUCGCGCUGGUGCCCAGCGGGCUGGCGGAGCAGCUGCUGUCCAUCGUGGUGGCGCAGGAGCGGCCGGAGCUGGAGGAGCAGCGCGGCCAGCUCAUCGUGUCGCGCGCGCAGAUGGCGGCGCAGCUGGCCGAGAUGCAGGCCGACAUCCUGUACGGCCUGUCCAACAGCGAGGGCUCGCCCGUCGACGACCUGCCGCUCAUCCUCACGCUCGAGGCCAUCAAGAUCAAGAGCGCCGAGAUCAUCAUAAAAGUGGAGGACAUCGAACGCACUACCCUGGAGAUAGACGAGGCCCGCAGCGGCUACGUGCCGGUGGCCAACCGCGGACAGAUCCUGUUCUUCUGCCUGUCCGACAUGUCCAACGUGGACCCCAUGUACCAGUACUCGCUCGAGUGGUUUGUCAAGCUCUUCGUCAGGUCCAUGGCUGAGACCGAGCCCAAUGAGGACAUAGUGGAGCGCGUGGACGUGAUAAUAGUCCACUUCACGUUCCUGCUGUACCAGAACGUGUGCCGCAGCCUGUUCGAGCGCCACAAGCUGCUGUUCGCGUUCCUGCUGUGCGCGCGCAUCCUGCUGGACAAGGGCGUCAUCAGGAUCACCGAGUUCAAUUACUUCCUCAACGGAGCCAAACUCGAUGCGGAGAAGCCCAACCCCGAGCCCAAGUGGAUCUCCCCCCGCAUGUGGCUCGAGAUGCAGCAGCUGGCCACCGUGCCCACCAUGCACACCUUCCUCGAGGACUUCCACCACCACUCCAAAUACUUCAAGACCUUCUACGACUCUUAUACUCCGCACAAACUGCCGUACCCGAAGCCGCUGGACAGCCAGCUGGACGCAUUCCAGAAGCUGCUCGUCCUCAAGUGCGUUCGACCUGACAAGCUCAUACCUGGCUUACAGGACUACGUGGUGAUGGGUUUGGGUGCGCGCUUCGUGGAGCCGCAGCCGGCGGACCUGGCGGCGCUGUACGGGGAGUCCGACCCGCUCGCGCCCAUCAUCUUCGUGCUCUCCACGGGGACCGACCCCGCUGCUGAUCUGUUGAAGUUCGCGGACAAGAUGAAGAUGGGCAAACGUUUCGAGAGUAUCUCCCUAGGACAGGGUCAGGGCCCGCUGGCCGAGGCCAUGAUGAGGGUCGGCUGCGACUUUGGCAACUGGGUGUUCUUCCAGAAUUGCCACCUGUCCCCGUCCUGGAUGCCGGUGCUGGAGCUGAACGUGGAACACAUAACUCCUGAGCUGGUGCACAAAGACUUCCGUCUCUGGCUCACCUCCACACCCUCGCCGCACUUCCCCGUCGCCUUACUGCAGAAUGGUUACAAGAUGACAGUGGAGCCUCCUAGAGGCAUCAAAGCGAACUUACUGAAGGCCUACAUGAACCAAGUGCCGGACUUCAUCGACUACUUUAAUUCUCAGGAUAUUAAAGUUCCUAAUUUUAAGUGGUUGUUGUUCGCGCUGUGCCUGUUCCACGGCGUGGUGUUGGAGCGGCGCAAGUUCGGCCCGCUCGGGUUCAACAUCCCCUACGAGUUCACCGACGGCGACCUUCGGAUCUGCAUCUCACAGCUGCACAUGUUCCUCAAUGAAUACACCGAUGUGCCUAUCAGGAUGUUGACGUACACCGCCGGGCACAUCAACUACGGCGGUCGCGUGACCGACGACUGGGACCGACGCUGUCUGCUCUGCCUGCUCGGAGACUACUACACCACGUCCGUGCUGACCGACCGGUGUAUCUUCGACGAGAGCGGGGCUUAUAGACAGCAACAAUCAUCGUCGUCGAUCGAGGACUACACGCGCUACAUCCGCACUCUGCCGCUCAACGACGACCCCUCGCUGUUCGGGCUGCACCCCAACGCCAACAUCAGCUACGCCAUGUCCGAGACUCAUAACUGCAUCGCGACCCUCCGCGACCUGCAGCCGAAGGAGAUCGCGGUGGCUGGCGGCAUGUCCAUCGAGAUGAUGACGGAGCUGGCCGCCAAGGACAUCCUGCACGUACUCCCGGCGCAGCUCGACACCGCGCAUAUCGCUGCAAACUACCCGGUGUCUUACAAGGAGUCUUUGAACACGGUGCUAAUACAAGAGGCUAUCCGCUACAACAAGCUGCUCACCGUCAUCAACCAGUCGCUCAAAGACCUGCUCAAAGCCCUGAAGGGUCUGGUGGUGAUGUCCGAGGCCCUAGAGAACAUGACGGAUAGCCUCGCCAAGAACCUGGUGCCGGUCAUGUGGAGCUCCAAGGCUUACCCUUCACUGAAGCCCUUAGCGGCGUGGGUGAAGGACCUGUGCCUGCGCGUGCAGUUCAUGAAGGACUGGGAGGUGAACGGCAUCCCCAAGGUGUUCUGGAUCUCCGGCUUCUACUUCCCGCAGGCCUUCCUCACCGGCGCGCUGCAGAACUACGCCCGGAAACACGUCAUAGCCAUCGACACUGUGGCAUAUGCCUUCGAAGCACUGAACCAGCCUCCUCAGAAGAAGCCGGAGGACGGUUGCUGCGUCCGCGGACUGUACCUGGAGGGCGCUCGCUGGAACUCCGGGGACCUGUCGCUAGAGGAGAGCAAACCCAAGGAACUGUUCACCGAGAUGGCGAUAAUCUUCAUGAAGCCGGAACAGAACCACCGCCUGCAGCAGAACCUGUACGAGUGCCCCACGUACAAGACGCUGCUGCGCGCGGGCACGCUGUCCACGACGGGCCACUCCACCAACUACGUCAUGACCAUCGAGCUCAACACGCACAAGCCGCAGGUGCACUGGAUCAAGCGGGGGGUCGCGCUCUUCUGUGCUCUAGACUACUAAUAUUACCCUACGGGGGAGACGGGUUUUUGGAAUCCAAAAAAUACCCCUUUUCAAACAAAUUUAUAGGUUUGAUUUGAUUAUCUAUGCCAGAUCUGAUUUGCAAAGUUUAAUUAUCCAUGCCGUUAGCCGCAGGUAUGUUGAAUCUAGCUAAGAGAAAUGAACUAUUUGACUGCAAAUUGUUUGCUGUCGUAUUACAGAAGUUCGGGUUUAUCUGAAACUACUGAUCCAACUAGAUUCAAUUUUAAUAGGACGAAUUUACAAUCUAUUUUUAUGGUAACCUUCGUGAGAAUGAUUAACACCGAAACUAGAUAUUUGUACACCACUAACACGAAUAAAACAGCCCAUCUCCAAAUUUUCCCCUAUACAAAAACUACAAACAGAGUAUGGCACCUAAGGGCGACAUUUCGCCGUACGUCAAACCGCCUUGCCAAUUAGGCCUUAUUAUCUACGUAUCUUUGACUAGUCUGUAGAGCAACGCGUUACAAGUUCCAUUUUGUCCAGCUGUAAUAAUACGUUGUUAUUAAUAAUAAUUUUAAUCAAUAUUUAAUUGUUAUGUUAUUUCGUUGUUAAAUAAAUAAAUAAUAUAUAAAAUAUUGUUGUAUUCUUUACAUGUUAUAUCCCAUUCUUUACCUCACUCAUGUCUAAAAAAUACCGCCAUCAUAAAUGUACCACAGAUUCACUAUAAUAUUAAUGAAGGAUGUGUGAAUUAGCGGAAGUUUUA
Trichoplusia ni (cabbage looper) is the source of this 13545-nucleotide messenger RNA. RefSeq names its product dynein heavy chain 1, axonemal-like. Gene Ontology annotation, cellular component: dynein complex. Lineage: Eukaryota; Metazoa; Arthropoda; Insecta; Lepidoptera; Noctuidae. The record is from RefSeq and is a predicted model, not a curated record. Gene Ontology annotation, molecular function: ATP binding; dynein intermediate chain binding; ATP hydrolysis activity. Gene Ontology annotation, biological process: microtubule-based movement.